AUGGGUAUGGGUGGCGGUAGGGCCCCGCAGCCGGGGUACGAUAUUAUCAACUGUGACAACUCUGGCGAAUUCGGACAUAUGCCACGUCCAUCCAAAGAUGGAGAUACAGACCUAAUUCCCGAAGGCUUAGAGCAUCCAGACCAGGAUGCCGAUGACAUUCUAACCCUAGACAACCCCGAUGGCCCGGUACCUAUGAGGCGUGCAUAUAAAUUGCCAGGAAGUGCUGAUAAUACACCAACUAGAAGAGCUAGUGCACCAACACCUGAGCAAAAUAUCCGUCCACGAUCAGGGAGAGCAAGUUUUCCAUCAGGAGGGAGAGACAGUGCUCCACAACCUGGAGGAGCCACUGCUCGACACCCUAGUGGGAGUGGUGUUCCACAUCCAGAGGGGCCUAGUGAAGCUAUGGGCAACACAGAUUCAAGAAUUCCAAUUAUUGGCGAGCAUCUGAGAUAUCCCGGUAAUUUCACUCCACUGGCAGACGUAACUAUGGACCGGAGUUUGGCAAAAUUGCAUCGUGGAAAACGAUGCAUCGAACUGCGCCCGGAAGAAAACACGAACCCCGAUGUAAUACAGGCUACUAAGUGGACUGGCUAUCAUAUAUUUGAACCCAAAGCGCCGAACACAUUGUUCUGCAGUGUGAUCAUGAAAAACGGGCUUACUGCAGUCAUGGUAAAUUCUGAAGUUGUGAAAAGCUACGUUGUGGUUGAGAAGACACGCUACGGAAACAUACUGUCGCUUUUCACGGUAGACGGUAAGGGAGAACCAUCGGUGACGCAACUGGUCGAAGCUAACGGCUCGAAGAAGUAUUGCCUGAACGAUAACUACUGGGGUCUCAUGAAAGGCAUUUACGAACUCAAUAAAUAUACCCUACCUGUUGCAGCCAAGGUCUAG
Molecule: messenger RNA, 891 nt
Organism: Babesia ovata
Lineage: Eukaryota; Apicomplexa; Aconoidasida; Piroplasmida; Babesiidae
Product: collagen adhesion protein, putative
Exons: 1
Coding region: 1-891 (296 amino acids)
Source: RefSeq, a predicted model, not a curated record